AUGGUUGAACACAUUACCAGACCAGCAAAAAAAACAGAGCGCAGACUUGACAAGAGAUACACUGUCCUUUCACUUGAUGGCGGUGGCGUUAGAGGUCUAAUGACAACAAUGAUUUUGGCUUCAAUCGAGGAGCAGAUCUCUGCAAAAAUUGGAAAAACUUUCAAAAUCACAGAUGCUGUUGACUGCAUAAUCGGUACAUCAGCAGGAGGCUUGAUCGCCUUAGGUCUUUCUGCUGGAUUCAGCGCUGUAGAAUUAAGAGAUUCAGUUAUGGAGGAGAUGAUCCCCGCAACUUUUAGCAAGCCAAGAGGCAAAGUCAUGAAGUGGUUUAAGCCCGCUUAUGAUGAAUCCAAUCUAGAGGGUUAAUUCAGAAAGCAUAUCCACAAAAAGCUUGGCUUUAAGCCCUCAGAUGACCCAACUCUAAAAAAUCUAAAGGCUGCAAACCCAAGACUAAGAACAUGCAUUACUGCAAUAGCUUACGGCUAUGAUGAAUCAGAGGGUCCCUCUUUUACACCCAGAAUCUUCGAUACCUAAAACCCACUUGAUGAUUCAAAGACUAUAUUGCAAGUUGGCAGAGCUACAUCAGCUGCUCCAACCUAUUUUGCUCCUUCAAAAAUUCAAGAUCAAACUAAUGACGGUACUGUUAAGGAGGUUGAUUUCGUUGACGGCGGAGUCUUUGCAAAUAACCCUGCUGGAUGGGGAUUCGCUCUUGCUGCUACUACUGUUAAAGCUGAAAAUAUCAGAGUUCUCUCCAUUGGAACAGGAUUCAGAGAUUUUAGUCUUGAUUAGAAAGCUGAAGCUGAUCCAAGUUUUUGGGAAAAAUCCAAAGGCACUCUUAAAGGAUGGAAAGAUUCUCUUCUUUAAACUCUUUAAGUAAAAGAUACUUAGGGAGAUAAGAAGGGAGUCGCAAGCUGGUUAAGUGCCGAGCUUUUAGGCAAAUCAGUUUUUGAUGUUCAGAAGCAAGCAGAUCAAUGUCUUGAACUCUUCAAAGAUGUCAUGGGGGACAACUAUUUCAGACUUAACCCAGGACUUACUCAAACUAUCAAGCUUGACAGAGCUGAGGAAGAAGAUAGAAAACUAAUGAGAUAAGAAGUGAGUAGAUAUCUCAAAUCAGAUGAAGGUACUAAAGAUGUUGAAAAAGCCAUUACUUCGCUCUUAACUCCUGAUGACUACUAUGAUAAAGCGUUGUCUUCACUUAUGAAAGCUGCUCUUCUCUUUCAGUAUUGUGAGACUAUUGAUCAAAAUUCUACAAACGAGCAACAUUACCAAGCUUCUGCCUUGUUAAAGCUACUCACCAAGAAGAUUAAUGAUGUGAGCCCAACUGAUGACGAUGUAGAAUAACUUCAUUAAAAGAUCAAAGAAGACAUAGCUAGAACUGCAUUGCACUAUAAGUCAGACAAAGACUACCCUAGCAUUAAGCAACAGGUAACUUAAUAAUCAGAAUGA
This is a messenger RNA of Stylonychia lemnae, 1443 nucleotides long. The record is from the annotation of a GenBank genome assembly. NCBI's taxonomy places the organism in Eukaryota, Ciliophora, Spirotrichea, Sporadotrichida, Oxytrichidae.